AUGGGAACAGAUGGGAAUAGAUGGGAACCUUGGCUCUGGAUGGGAACAAGUCCUGGUAAAGUUGUUUGUGUCUGGCCCGUGGUGAUUCUCUGUGCACGCCUCAGCUGCCAAGGGCAGCACUGGCCAGUCCUUGGAUUUGAGGAUUGGCUGGAGCUGCUGGGGUCUACUCUUGGGUCUGCCCUAGCUGCCUGCCCUGGGAGAGGGAAAGAGAAAGAUGUUGGUCACCCUGGUUUUGCCUCCCCUCACUGCCUCUCUCAUUUAGGGGUGAGGAUGGGGGAUCAGCUCGGGCUAAGACCCUGA
This is a messenger RNA of Rangifer tarandus platyrhynchus (Svalbard reindeer), 300 nucleotides long. Lineage: Eukaryota; Metazoa; Chordata; Mammalia; Artiodactyla; Cervidae. The record is from the annotation of a GenBank genome assembly.